Molecule: messenger RNA, 2898 nt
Organism: Aplysia californica (California sea hare)
Lineage: Eukaryota; Metazoa; Mollusca; Gastropoda; Aplysiida; Aplysiidae
Product: cell death abnormality protein 1
Exons: 5
Coding region: 744-2498 (584 amino acids)
Molecular function (GO): scavenger receptor activity
Source: RefSeq, a predicted model, not a curated record
AUUUUUUUUUUUUUCGAACAAUUUUUGAGUCAAAUAAUAACUGAAGAUUUCCAAAUUCUGAGAAUCGCGCACAAGCAUGAAGCAGCAUAGAAAGGGAAGGUUCUUAUACCUCCAAAAUACACAUUUUAACUACAUGGAUUAUUGUAAGCCUUGAUGUACCGUUAGUCAUCACAUUUGUAACUCAUUGACUCAGUAAAUUACUAUUUAACAAAUGAACUUAGAAAACGUUGCCAGCUAAUACUCGGGCGAGACAGUCAAUAAAGACAAAAUAUCGGUUCAUGCUAAGCAAAUUGGUACAUUAUUAUGGUGCAGAAAAACAUUGUCAAAUACACAACGGAAUGUAUUGCUUUGUGGAUUACUCAAAAAGGUUAACAAUGAUCAGUAAUAGCUAACGGCAACACAAGCAAUCUUUUCUAAAGUGAAGUGAAGUUGUAUUGGGAAAUUUUUGGAGUUCACGCCAAAUGCCCUUUUUGUGAAAAGGGAAAUCCCAAGAAAACGUAAAAGUUGUAUACGUGCACCGGUAGUGGGAAGUACUAUUUCGACACAUAAAGGACUCGUACAAAUUCUACUCGCAAUGCCACUGUUCGUGUGUGGGUCACUUGGUUGAGUUGGCAUUGCCCAGGUAGUUGUUUCAUCUUUACAGAAGGAAAGGGAUAACGCUUUUCCCCUUUCGUGGUUAGUUCUAAUACUAACUCCAGUUACAUAGGUGUGUAGUGUGUCUUUUGAGGCUUGCCAGCGCAAUAAUGAUUUACCUACUCGGGUUUGCUAUCCUACUUUCCUCAAGCAUUCUAAAGAGUGUCACUGCUAGCGACCUUCAGUGUUACAAAGGCGCCGGUCGAAUACCGUGUAUCCAUUUCUUCGCCACCAUAAAUGAGAGACGCCCUUUUAUAAAUCAAAAUAGGAUGUGUAACAAAUUUGGUAUGAAAAUGUCGGAAUUUCACUCCAAGGAAGAUGCAGAUUACAUCUCUUAUGUCUUCAAGAUAAAUGGACUUCCUGGCAAUGUCCCAAGGUUACUUGGUGCUUUUUCUAAAAAAACACAGUACCCCGGCGUGUACAGGUACAUGUCUGGCCCAGCCUUCACCAAAAAUUUCCCUUUUUGGGCAAAGGGUGAGCCGAAGAAUCAGAAUGACUGUAUUCUCUACACGAUUGACAGUCAGGGAAAUAUUGAGUUUAGGACAGUCUACUGCAGCACGAGUAACAGAGCGACCUGUGAGGCCUGCUUAAUAUCGAGACCGAUGUACAAGACAUGCUCAACUCUGUACGCGUGCCCCAAUCUAGGGUUAGUGUGCAGAGAGAAUCCGGGUCCUGGCUGUGAGAGAGCGUUCUACAGCAACAAGACGGACUACCUCCCUUGUCCGCACAACCGGUACGGCUGUGAGUGUCAGUUCCAGUGUCACUGCGCCGACAAGGUGCCUUGCGAUCUGUACUCCGGAAUAUGUCCAGCCGGCUGCGAGAAGAACUGGCAGGGACCGAAAUGCGACCAGACGCUGUGCGCGCUGGGCAAAUUCGGUUCGAAAUGCGACCAGUUUUGCCUUUGCGCUAACCAAGAGCAAUGUGACGUGGAGACAGGGCAGUGCGCCCAAGGGUGUGAAGCAGGCAUGGACGGAUUGAACUGUUCUCAGUCCCUCUGCAAACCUGGAUUGUAUGGCUCUUCGUGUAAAAAAAUGUGCCCCUGCGCCGCAGGAGCGUAUUGCGGUUAUCGUUCUGGGCGAUGCCUCUCAGAUAUUUGCAAGGAAAAGAUGAAAGUCGCCCCUCGCUGCACCGAGUCCUCGUGUCCCGUGGGAAAGUACGGCUCCCAAUGUACCGAAGAUUGUUCUUGUGGAGAAAAUGAGCCGUGCCACUGGCAGAGCGGCAUUUGUGAAACUGCAGUGUGUCCCGCUAUUGGCAAAGGAGGCCUAGACUGCUACGACGAGUGCCCGAAAGAGUUGACCUGCAAGAGGUGUCUGAGGCUGAACAUGACGAAAUGCGGGGAGUGUGUGGAGGGAUUCAGGCUCACGCCCAACAACACCUGCGAGAAAGGACAACAGGGGCCAACUAAACCAUGGGGCUCAGUUGCCGGGUUCGUUGCUGUCUCCGCCUCCAACAUGUGGGUGAUCAUCCUCAUCGUCGUCCUACUGAUCGUCAUUCUCGUGGCUCUCGUCGACAUCUAUAUCUUCUUGCAGAAAAAGGAUGAGCACUCGGAAGCGAGCCAAGAUGGAGAGAAGGGACUCGAGGAGCAAUCUGAACAAAGUUCUGAGAAACACGAGGGAGCCAGCGAUAAGGAUGAGGAGGAAUCCAUGCAGGGCUCCGAGGAUGAGGAGGGAGACGAGAAUCCCCAAACAGGGGAGAAGAAAGAAUCCAGCGCAUCAUCCAAGAAGCACUCCAGCGCAUCAUCCAAGAAGCACUCCAGCGCAUCAUCCAAGAAACACUCCAGCGCAUCAUCCAAGAAGCAGUCCAACGCGUCUAAGAAGCAGUCCAACGUGUCUAAGAUGUCCACAGUCUCAGAGAAUCUUGAGUAGAUGUGCACGCGAAAGUGCACGCCGAACGCAAAUUUUCCUGACUUGGCGGAAACAAUACUAUAAGAUCGAUGUGAUUAUAGCGCGAUCAAAAAUUCGUGGCGCAACUUAUCCUCAAAUAUUUCUUUUACCGGCGAACCAAUGUUAUCUUCAUACAUUUAUAUAAAUUACGAUAAAACUCCGUCACGCGGAAAAUGGGAUAGUUCACAGCACUUCCCGCUUCUCACAAACAUUUUGCAUGCGCGUAAUAUAUGGCCUACGUCAUACCUCACCAACAACACUUUUAAUGAGCAAAACUUGUCAAAAAGAUUAAUUUCAUCGUUAGCACAUUUUUUUGCACUAAAGGUUCUCAAUUGGGUGGUUGGCGGGUGCUCUGGUGAGGUUAGCUUCUUCUUUCCUAUGA